Molecule: messenger RNA, 3801 nt
Organism: Anguilla anguilla (European eel)
Lineage: Eukaryota; Metazoa; Chordata; Actinopteri; Anguilliformes; Anguillidae
Product: zinc finger protein 281-like
Exons: 8
Coding region: 407-2863 (818 amino acids)
Biological process (GO): regulation of transcription by RNA polymerase II
Molecular function (GO): RNA polymerase II cis-regulatory region sequence-specific DNA binding; DNA-binding transcription factor activity, RNA polymerase II-specific
Source: RefSeq, a predicted model, not a curated record
CACGUGUGGGGCCACCCGCGUGUCCUUUAACGCAGUUCACUGUCGGCCACUGCUCCCCUGCCCCGGAUCACGGCGCUCGUCUGUCUCCUCGCAGGACCCGUCCGCUAUACCCAUAAUUCCCCGCGCUGAGACAAGAUGGAGGAAAGUAGCAGCUGCAGUAGAACAAUGUUUGGGCUUUGAAGACUCAAAGGAACGACCCAGAGGAAAAAAUACAAGCAGAAAAGGGCCAGCGGUGGUCAUGCACUGUGGCCUACUCUACACAGGGAUACUAGCUGUGCUGGACUGGAGUGUGACAGAUAACUCAGGCUUUGGGGGUGUCUGAGUUCCUGCUGUGUAUCCUCAACACUGUAUCCUCACCACCCCCAAGAGCCAUCUAAACAUCCUCCGGGCCACCUCUCCCUGACCAAUGUAUUUGCAGUGUGCUCCAGUUAAGUUCGCCGCCCGCCCGCCCGCCACCGAAGACCCCGCCAUGAGCAUAAUCCAAGACAAGCUAGGCAACGAGUUCCUGCGCAACGGGGCGAUGGAGCCCAACUUCGCGCCGGGCAUGCUGAUGUUCAGCCACCUGCCGCCCGUCACCAGCUUCACGCGCAUGGCGGCGGCGCAGUCGGCGCUCCACGAGCUGGCCCCGCCGGAGGUGGUGCUGAAGAAGGAGCGGGACUCGCCCGACUGCGGCGCCAGCGACUACGGCCACGCCGCCAUCAAGCAGGAGAAGCUGACGGAGCUGGACUACCGCCUGCCGCUCUACCCGGGCUGCUCGGCCAAGGGCGCCGACCUGCUGAUGGAGGCGUCGCUCGGCAACCACCACCACCACCACCACCACCACCACCACCACCACCAGCAGCAGAACCUGCUGGCGCACGACCUGAGCCUGGGCAACCUGUCACAGAGAUUGGUGAAAGAGCCCUCGGGGAGGAGGGGUCGGAGGUCAAACGGCGACGGCCAGGAGGGAAAGCCCCGGAGGAAGCGGGGAGACUCCUCAAAGUCGAUGAUGCUGGACGGCGAACUGGGCAGCCUCUCGCCCGGCUCCAAGCCACACAUCUGCGAGCACUGCAGCGCCGCCUUCCGCAGCUCCUACCACCUGCGCAGACACGUGCUCAUCCACACGGGAGAAAGGCCUUUCAGGUGCAGUCAGUGUAACAUGAGCUUCAUCCAGAAGUACCUUCUGCAGCGACACGAGAAGAUACACAGUGGAGAGAAGCCCUUCAGCUGUGACCAGUGUAACAUGCGGUUCAUUCAGAAGUACCACAUGGAGAGGCACAAGAGGACUCACAGUGGAGAAAAGCCAUACAAAUGUGACACCUGCCAACAGUAUUUUUCCAGGACGGACCGGCUGCUGAAGCACAAGAGGACCUGUGGAGAAGCCAUAAAGAAGGGGCUGGACCCGGGGGCCCUGGACCAGGGCCUGGGUGACAUGGGGCAGGGCGGCUACGGCCUCACUCAGGGAAACGCCGGCACCUCCGGCCGCCGGAAGGGCAAGCCCAAAGGGGAGGGGGGCGAGCGCAAGCGGAGGAAGGGCGCGGGCGGAGAGGCGGGGCCUGGGCCGGGGGCCGGGGCAGGGGACCCGGGCCUGCAGGGCUACGAUGCGUCGGGCAGCGGCCUGCACGGGCGGGCCCCGAAACUGCUCUUCAAGAAGGUCAACCGCAAGGGCCCUGACAAGGACCCCGCCCACAAGGUGGGGCCCCUGGGCGGGAUGGACGGCCUGACGCUCCUGCAGGGCCCCGAGGCCAAGCAGGCCCCGCCCAGCAGCAACUACGACGACGCCAUGCAGUUCCUGAAGAAGCGCCGCUACCUGCACGCGGCCGCCAACAACGCCGACUACGAGGUGGGCGUGCCCCACCUGUCCCAGCAGCCCACGGUCAUCCAGGGCGCGGUGGGCGGGGCCCUGGACGGAGACCACGCCCCGCUGGGCCUCCUGGACUCGUCCCCCAUGGGCGGCGGCGGCGGCGCCGACCCCAAGCACGACAAGUCGGGCAUCCCGGACGAGGUCCUCCAGAGCCUGCUGGACCACUACUCCCAGAAGGCCGAGGGGCCGCACGACGUGCCCUUCGACCUGGGCGGCGACCAGCACGUGGAGCUCCACCCGGCGGCGCAGCAGGCGCCCGAGGGCGGGGACGAGGAGGACAAGGUGGGCGAGAAGGCGGUGAUCAUGCACGAGUACUCGCGCUUCCUGCUCCAGGCGCUGGAGCGCACCAGCCACGGCGGCGGCUUCCUGCCGGCGCCCAGCGGGCCCUUCGCCGGCCCCGCCUCCUCCGCCGCCAGCCCGCCGCUCUUCUCCGACAAGCACGUCUACGCCGCGACCCCGCUGGAGUGCGGCUUCGGCCACGCCCUCGCCUCGGCCCCGCACCCGGGCCCCCUGCCCAAGCCCCACUUCGGGAUGCUGCUGGCGGGCCCCUCGUCCUCCUCGUCCUCGUCCUCCUCCCAGCCCGGCUUCCACCUGGGCGGCCUGGACCCCGCCCACCAGCAGCUCACCCCCUCUCAGGAGCUCACCGAGCAGCUGGAGAAGCAGCCCUCGCCCGGCGCCUUCCAGAUCCCGCCCCCGGACCUGGGCGGGCACAAGGACGCCCCGCCCAAGGGCGGCUCCGCCUACCAGCUCCCCGCCCAGGACCUGGCCCCCAUCGACCCCUCCAAGGGCGUGGACCUCCGGUCCCCCUACCAGAUCGAGAACUUCGCCCAGGCCUUCGGGUCCCAGUUCAAAGCGGGCGGCAGGGUCCCCCUGGGGUACAGCCCUGACUCGGGCACGGAGGUGGACCACAGGAUAAGGACACCCGUUCCGGAAUUCUCAGGUUACACUAGUUUGUUAGCUGAUGUCAAUGAGCCAGUUAGUUCAAGAUCCAAGACUCCCACAAGCCAAAGCUACAGGUAAGAUCUGAAGGACGGUAGAGACCUAGUUUUGGAGGUUUGUUCAUUAAAAAUUUUUUUUUUUCCUUAUGUUUAUUAUUAUUAAUAAAUUUUUUAAAAAAUAAGGCUAUGUUUUAAUUAUUACACUGCCAUUAUAAUGUUUGUAUAAAAUUGUACCGGAAUGGGUCUGUGUGACCUCCUUCAAAUGCAAUGUUUUUAUUUUUUAUUUUUUCCUCUCCGUGUUUAGUCGAUUUUAUUCAUUAGUGUAAAAUUAGGUCUGGUCAUUAACCGAUAGAUGGAAAAAGUACUUUUUAAGCAAAAAUGUAGUGUAGCAAAGGACUGGCUUGACAUUUCUUUUUCCCCACGAACCUACGUGUUUUAGCAAUCAACUUUACAAUUGUGAAAAAUAAUUAAUAAUGAUAAACGAUGGCAGGGAACAGCCCAGAUAUGAAAUGGCAAAAAAAAUAAAAUAAAGAUAUUGUCUGUUACAAGGAUUUAAAGUAUAACUCAGGAAAAAAAGUGUAAUAAGGAGAAUUUUAUUGCGAGAUGCAGCAGGAGCACUCUUUGUUUUAAUUAUUGUCAUUUUUCUUUUUUUUAGCGCUGUUCGUUUGCAAGUGCAACAGAGAUGGGUUUUUUAAUUUUUUUAUUCCUUUACAAUCGAGUGCGAAAAACGAGGAAGCUGCCCGUUUGGUUACACUAAGAACACUUUCCUCUUAGCUGAAUGGAGGUUACGGUACUUCUCGUCAAUGUGAAACACUCGCGUUUCUGUCAGCAAGGGCCAUACGUAUUUAUAAAGUGUAUGCGAGCGAGGGGGGGAUGACGGCGAUGUGAGAAAGGAGGGGAAUUUGGAAAAAAGAAGGACCCCCGGGGUCCGUUUCGGAGGAAGGGGGCGGAGUCGCCGUUCCGUUCGUCACAGGAUUUGGGGCGCGCCGCGGGUCAUUUAAAAAAAAAAAACAAAAAAAA